GACUGCACGCUGUAGCGGAGCCGCUGCCCCAAAAAAAAGAAAGAAAGAAAGGCCACCCCCUUUUCUCCUCUGCCGCUGCCCUUUCCCGGGACAGCCUCGCGCGUCCUCGGCCGAGGUGGAGCGAGGGAAAGCCAAGCGAGCCGGGGAGGGAGCAGGUGCCGCGGGCAUCGCGCCGCUAGCAGAAGGCGGCGGCGACUGCGGCGGCUGUCCUCCUGCAAGCCGCCCGGCGGAGGAGAGAAUGCCCGAGGAAGGUGAGAGCCAAGGGCGAGGGGAUUCCUCGAACGCCGCCGUCCGGCGACAACGGCCCAACGGCUGCAGCAAAGCAGCUGAGCAGGAGGAAGAGGAAGGAGGCUCCGCAGAGCAAGGCGCCAGGCCCACCCGAGCUGGCUGGCCCCCGGGGGAAGAUGCCCGGCUCACUGUCCUGGGGCAAGAGGGGGUCAUGUUCAAGAGAAGAGCGGUGGAAGAUCUGCAGCCCAUUGGAGAGCCGAGGGGCUCCGAAGAAGCCCUGAUGGGGGAGCUCUCCGAGAUGGUACACAAGGUGGUGAAGAGCAGCAGCUGGUGGGAGAGGCACGGCGUGGAUGACACCAUCAUUGCUCUGAACCUCUUUAGCCUACCCCUAGGAUUCCUGCUUCUCCGUUCCAGUAAUCCUUUUGUGUUCCUGCUGGGCAUUAUUGUCCUGGGUGUGGCCCAUCAUACUCUCGCUGUGAAGGCAAGCCACUUGGCUAGCCACAAUUCUCUGGUGGAAUCCAAAUCAUGGGGGAAAUUAUGGAGCAUAUUCUUCAUUGAGGUUUGUUCCUCUUUCACAGCAGAACGAGGGUCCUACAAUCAUGUCAAAAUGCACCAUGCUUAUACAAAUGUCAUUGGCCUUGGGGAUUCCAGUACUUGGAAGAUUCCUUUCCUGAACCGUUAUGUUUAUAUGUUCAUUGCACCUAUUGCUGUACCUGUCAUCACUCCUUUGGUAGCCAUUGGUUUACUCACAGAAGUGGAACUGAAAACUGCCCUUCGGACUCUGUGUUGUAUAUUCAUUGGUCUGUAUGGCCAUUGUUGGCUACUGUUUAAUAUCUCAGAGUUCCAGUCUAUCUGGUCUGCACUUGGCUGUAUGUUGAUCACCCGUGCUCUCCUCGCCCAUGCAUACAUCCAUGUCAAUAUCUUCCAGCAUAUUGGCCUACCCAUGUUUUCACCUGAUAAGAAGCCAAAACGCAUCUACAUGAUGAGCUGCGGAGUUCUCAAUUUGCCUCGAAAUCCUCUGUUGGACUGGGCUUUUGGACACUCACUCAUUAGUUGUCAUGUGGAGCAUCACCUCUUCCCAUCUUUUUCUGAUAACAUGUGCCUGAAGAUAAAACCUGUGGUUUCUCAGUAUUUGAAAAAGAAGAAAUUACAAUACAAUGAGGAUUCUUACUGGUCCCGCUUGAAGCUAUUCCUGGACAAAUAUGAAGAACUGAUGGUCCAUGCACCUCCUAUUUCUGAACUUGUGGGGAUUCAGUAAUGGUACUUUUAUGGCUAGAGCUAGGACCUUAAGGCAGCAUGGUUUCUUUUUCCAAGAUCAAUACAUUUAAAGACUAAGUUAUCAAGGGAAAAUAACUAUGUUAUUUAUGUCUUCCAUAUCGGUCAAGCAAAAAUGCUGCCCAGUAAUGGGUCAUAGGGGAAAAUCAAUAGUUCCAAUUAAUUCAAUUGUAUUAUCUUUGAUUUUCUUCUCUGCUGUAAUAAUCUUUGCACACUGAUAUAUUUAAUGGAUUAUUUCCAUUCUGCUAUUCUGCAACUUGAGGGAGGGAAAUCUAAGGGCUAUUUAAUGUUCUUCCUCAUAAUUAAAAUGACUUCCAAGUUAAAAGACAUUUGCAUAGUACAAACUUUGACAAGUUCGGUGUAGCAAUUUCUUUUCCUCAUCUUGGGUAUUCGACAGCAAAACAUAGAUCACUGCCACUAACUGAUCUAAAAUCCACACUGCAGAAAAUGCAAGCUAUCUUCGCAAUAUAUGCAUUUUUAGAGCAGCUCAACUGGUGCCUUCUAGAUAUGCAGAGACUCCAAUUACCAGAAUGCCAGCUAGCAUGGGAAUUUCUGAAAUUCUAGUACAUCUGGAAAGAACACUGGGAAAGAAACUUAUUAGAGGAAGCUUUUCCUAGAGGUUAGAAGAAACAUGAAAAAAAACUGGCAUUGACUGUUGGACCGAUAUUUCCAUAGCUCUGAUUAUAUGAGAAUGUAUGUGGUAAAGAAAUAGCUCUUGUCAGAUGCUUCAUAGAUUUUCAUUUUUUAGCACACUCUCAGCAGAUAGCAAUCCCUAGACUACUUUGACUGUUCUGGGAAGCUAUGAAUGGUCAGGUCAAGUCUGUGCUUAGUAGACCUCCAUAGACUAUCAUGUUUGAGGGCCAAACUGGGAAAUCAAAAACCACCCUGGAAGACGGCAGCAGUAGCCACUUCUGUACAGUUGCCAACUUCCUACUCCCCAUAUAUGGGAUCCGUUAUUGCAUUGCCAAGAGUUGAGCUUGACCUGAAGGAAACUUUACUAAAAUUUCUCCUCUUGCAAGAAGCCCCCCCCAAAAAAAAGCUUCUGUAAACUACGAUGCUGAACGGUUGAAGGAAAUAGAAUUGUCAUUACCGGCGGAUGUUUUAUUAACACAAAUGAUGCAAAGAAGGAUUGUAUAAAAGUUCCUGCUGACAAAUGUGGUGAUAUCUAUGCAAAGAGAGAAUAAAUUAUUUCCCAAUCCACUUUGUGGAGGGAGUGUGGUUUAAUAAAAGGAACAACGUAAAAAGCAAGCAGAUUAGGCAAGGAAAAGCAGCAAGUAGAUAUACUUGAAAAAAAUAUUUUGAAAUAAACACUAACUGACCUGA
Thamnophis sirtalis is the source of this 2826-nucleotide messenger RNA. RefSeq names its product fatty acid desaturase 6 (gene FADS6). The record is from RefSeq and is a predicted model, not a curated record. NCBI's taxonomy places the organism in Eukaryota, Metazoa, Chordata, Lepidosauria, Squamata, Natricidae. Gene Ontology annotation, cellular component: membrane. Gene Ontology annotation, molecular function: oxidoreductase activity, acting on paired donors, with oxidation of a pair of donors resulting in the reduction of molecular oxygen to two molecules of water. Gene Ontology annotation, biological process: lipid metabolic process.